Messenger RNA from Liolophura sinensis, 653 nucleotides. Its product is annotated as DNA-directed RNA polymerases I, II, and III subunit RPABC2-like. Bases 8 to 391 code for a protein of 127 amino acids. Gene Ontology annotation, biological process: transcription by RNA polymerase II; tRNA transcription by RNA polymerase III; transcription by RNA polymerase I. Gene Ontology annotation, cellular component: RNA polymerase I complex; RNA polymerase II, core complex; RNA polymerase III complex. The record is from RefSeq and is a predicted model, not a curated record. Gene Ontology annotation, molecular function: DNA binding. The transcript has 5 exons. NCBI's taxonomy places the organism in Eukaryota, Metazoa, Mollusca, Polyplacophora, Chitonida, Chitonidae.
CUUAAGCAUGGCCGACGACGAACAGGAUUUCGAUGACAUUGAUGAUGUUGAUGACGAUGAACCAUUGGAUGAACCUAUAGAGCAUCAGGAAGCAGGAGCAGAGGCUGUGGACAUCCUUCCUGCAUCAGAUGUACCUAAAGCUGUGGAGCCUCAGAAAAGGAUUACAACCAAAUACAUGACCAAAUAUGAACGAGCUAGACUGCUAGGGACAAGGGCUUUGCAAAUAGCGAUGUGUGCUCCAGUCAUGGUGGAAUUGGAAGGUGAAACAGACCCUCUUCAGAUUGCUAUGAAGGAGUUAAAAGCACGAAAAAUCCCGAUCAUCAUAAGAAGAUAUCUACCUGAUGGCAGUUAUGAAGACUGGGGCAUAGAUGAGCUGAUAAUCUCAGAGUAGCUCUCAUGUAUCAUUCAUUUGUAACUCUGUAUAUCAUCUGUUUUCAUCACAUUAUCAUUUGUUUGUAUCACAGUAUCAUUUGUUUGUAUCACAGUAUCAUCUGUUUUCAUCACCAUUAUUCACAUGUCAUUUAGAUCUCAUAAUUUUUGUCAUUUUUAGAAUGGAUGAUCAUGUUAUUACAGAAGCUACUGUUGGAGAGAUGUUUUAUUGCUUGGAUUUCUCUUUACACUGGUUUUAGUAAAACUUCACCCCUCAAACUCAA